CUACGACCUCUUCUCCCCUCAGACCCACUGUGCCCUGACCAUCGAAGCAGUGUCCUACGAGACGCUGGAGAAAUCCAAGAAGGAGAUGAGGAUAUCAGCCAGGGCGAUGCUCAGAGCCCAUCAUGUGCCACGUGAUGCUAGAAUAAAACUGAUGAAAAAUUUUGCCCCUUUGUGUUCUGUGGUGCUGUUGGAUGGUCUGGAUACCUCGGUUACAAGAUUCAUUCUUAAUCACCCAGAGUUCUCCCAUAUCUUCAGAGUAAAGAUACAAAGGGGUUCUUGCUUCACACCAGAAGAUGCAGCUCUAGCUUCUACUGGUAUUGGGAAACGUGAUCCUGAAAGUGGCCUGCUUUUGUCGGAGAGUUCAGUUUCAGCAAUUGAAGAGUUAAUACAAGCGUGUUGUGAGGAAGAUGAUGGUUGUCCUGUCAUUCUGGUGUGUGGCCCAAAAAGUAUUGGAAAAUCAACAUUUAACAGAUAUCUCAUUAACCUGUUGCUGAAUCACCUUCCUUGUGUUGAAUAUUUGGAAUGUGAUCUGGGACAGACAGAGUUUACACCACCUGGAUGUGUCUCCUUAAUUAAUGUGUCAGAGCCGUGUCUUGGUCCACCAUUCACUCAUCAGCGAAUGCCACGUAAAAUGGUGUACUAUGGAGAAGCUAGUUGUGAUCAGGAUACAGAAAGAUAUAUCGACACAGUGAAGUAUGUGUUUAACUCCUACAAGAAAGAAGUGCCUUUGGUCAUCAAUACAAUGGGAUGGGUGAAAGGUGUUGGAUUGCUGCUUCUGAUAGAUAUCAUUCGACUGCUGGCACCCAGUCACAUUGUUCAGAUCAGUGUGGAAGACUUUAAGGAUAUGCCUCGCUUUACCCCAGAAUAUAUUAAUCUUGCUGCUGGCCUACAUACAAAAGGCAAACUACAGGGCAAGUGUAAGAGCAUGGAUGUGAGUGGAAUGGAGGAUUGGAAGCAGUAUGAAGGAGAAAGCGACUUUCAAACAUCGACUACAGGACAUAAAUUGCUGUGCGUACAACCAAAAUUCCCUGGAGCAGGGAAUGCUGGUGAAGCACGGGUCCAUAGCAGUAUCCUCCGGGAUAUGGCAAUGUUAGGUUACCUUGGCCAGCUUCAGCCUCUGGAAACAAGAUCAGUACGCCCUUUACACAGUCUGAUUCCCUAUCAGGUACCUUUCAAUGCUGUUGCGCUCAGGGUUAUUCACACUGAUGUUGCUCCUACACACAUCCUGUAUUCAGUAAAUGCCAACUGGGUCGGUCUCUGCAGGAUAUUGGAUGAGGUCAGAUGUCCGACUGAUGGGCCAGUCUUGCUUACACAGACACCAGUCUGUGAUUGCUUGGGCUUCGGAAUUAUCCGAGGGGUUGACAUGGAGAGGAAGCUUUACCAUAUUCUGACUCCAGUACCUCCAGAAAACUUAAGACUUGUAAACAGUCUGCUGCUGGGAACUAUCACCAUUCCAGAUUGUGUCUUUACAAACCAGGGAACUGAAGGGGAGAUCCCCUAUGUGACAUCUGAAUACAAUUAUGACAUUUCGGGAGCUGGGAAGUUGAAAAUGAAGAAGCACCUCAAGAGAAGAGAACACAGUAGAUCAUAAGCUCCGUUUAAAGCCUUGUGAGAGAAUGAAUUACAGGGUUUGUUUCAUAAUAAGGGGCCAGGGAGCUUCCCAGAGAACUUGGCACAUUCUUGGAACCAACAAAGGCCCCACAGAACUGUGAGGAAGAGCAUUUAUCAUCCAGUGCAAAUUGUGUAGUGCUUACCUGCUAACCGCUUACUUUUUAUACUUCCAUUAUGUACCUGUGUGUUUUACAAGUAAACAUCUAUUAAAAACUUCA
Messenger RNA from Terrapene triunguis (Three-toed box turtle), 1829 nucleotides. RefSeq names its product nucleolar protein 9 (gene NOL9). The record is from RefSeq and is a predicted model, not a curated record. Gene Ontology annotation, molecular function: polynucleotide 5'-hydroxyl-kinase activity. Gene Ontology annotation, biological process: cleavage in ITS2 between 5.8S rRNA and LSU-rRNA of tricistronic rRNA transcript (SSU-rRNA, 5.8S rRNA, LSU-rRNA). Gene Ontology annotation, cellular component: nucleus. NCBI's taxonomy places the organism in Eukaryota, Metazoa, Chordata, Testudines, Emydidae. Bases 86 to 1591 code for a protein of 501 amino acids. The transcript has 11 exons.